Molecule: messenger RNA, 1559 nt
Organism: Dama dama (fallow deer)
Lineage: Eukaryota; Metazoa; Chordata; Mammalia; Artiodactyla; Cervidae
Gene: ZWINT
Product: ZW10 interacting kinetochore protein
Exons: 8
Coding region: 74-868 (264 amino acids)
Biological process (GO): establishment of localization in cell; mitotic sister chromatid segregation; mitotic cell cycle checkpoint signaling
Cellular component (GO): nuclear body; cytosol; dendrite
Source: RefSeq, a predicted model, not a curated record
CCUGUUCCGGCGCGCAGCCUGCGGUGGAUCCAAAGUAGUCCCAGGGUAGAGCUGGAGCGCAGCCCGGGGCAAGAUGGGGGCUGCGGAGUCUGAAGUGGAGGCUGCAGCCCGAGAGGCCCUGGCCAAGGUAGCAGACAUCCUGGAGCCUGUAGGUCUUCAGGAGGAGGCUGAACUGCCUGCCCAGAUCCUGGCUGAAUUUGUGAUGGACUCUCGGAAGAAAGACAAGCUCCUCUGCAGCCAGCUUCAAGUAGUAGACUUUCUGCAGAAUUUCUUGGUUCAGGAAGGCACUGCCCAGGACCAGAACCCUUUGGUUUCUGAAGACACAAGCCGACAGAAGGCAAUUGAAGCUAAAGAGCAAUGGAAAGAGCUGAAGGCCACCUAUCAAGAGCAUGUGGAGGUCAUCACAAAUUCCCUGACCCAGGCACUGCCCAAGGUGGAGGAGGCCCAAACAAAGCAGGCACAGCUCCAGGAAGCCCUUAAACAGCUCCAGACCAAGAAGCAAAUGGCCAUGGAAAAACUCAGAGUAGCCCAGAAGCAGUGGCAGCUGCAACAGGAGAAGCAUUUGCAGAAUCUGGCGGAGGCUUUGUCAGAAGUGAGGGAGCGUCAGACAGGAACUCAACAGGAACUUCAACAACUAUAUCAGGAACUUGGAACUCUGAAGCAACAGGCAGGGCAGGCGCAGGACAAGCUGCAGAGGCACCAGACCUUCCUCCAGCUGCUAUAUACUCUGCAGGGUAAGCAGCUAUUCAAUGAGGCAGAGGCAGAGAUACCACAGGAGCUGGAUCUUCCUAAGGAUAAGCCCCAGCAGGUCACCCAGCCCCAGGAACAGAACACUCAGGACACCAUGGGAAGAGAGGCCCUAAUUUGAAAUGAACUGGAGCUGAAGAAAUGGACUUAACUGACCAAUCACUGGCUGCUUAGAGCAUAAUGAGAACGAACAAGUGGUGAAAAGGUCAAUAGGAUGAUUUCAAGGUUUGUUACAACAGAGUAGCAAACUGAAACAGUAAUAAAAUAAAGAGCAAUAGUGAAAAAGUAUAGAGCCCCGCCCCCCCCCUUCUCGCUAUAUUGGCCUGUGAUAUGUGAGUUAGUAUUUCUAUUUGUGCUGGUAUGUUUGUGUUUCUAUAUUUUUAUUUGUUUCUUUCAUUCUCCAAUCCUCUAUGUGUCUGUCACUGAAGGUAUGAACAGUGGUAUCACUACUGUGUUUGAGGAAGUGAUUACAUCCCUGAUUUUCUAAAUCUGCAGCCUAUACUAAGAUGUCCUAAUGAUAUAUUCCUGAUACAUUUUUUGUGUUCUACUGUUUUUUUUUACUUGACCCAUCCUUUCAGAUUGUCAUUCGUCUUCAAAUGUUCGAAUACUGAAAGACUGGCUUUUGUGAUUCUCUGUUGUAUGUUUUGUUCUGGUUCAUUGAUUUGAAGUAGUAUCUUGAUCAUUUUCUGGUUUCUAUUUUUAGGUGAAGAAUAUGUUUUGAUUUUUUUUUUUUUGGUAAACUUUUUAUCAGGUAAUAAACUUGUGUAUUUGGAUCUUUAUUUGUUUUCUCAAAUAAACAUUUAAAGUUGUCA